Messenger RNA from Globicephala melas (long-finned pilot whale), 5420 nucleotides. RefSeq names its product NIM1 serine/threonine protein kinase (gene NIM1K). Gene Ontology annotation, cellular component: cytoplasm. NCBI's taxonomy places the organism in Eukaryota, Metazoa, Chordata, Mammalia, Artiodactyla, Delphinidae. Gene Ontology annotation, biological process: intracellular signal transduction; microtubule cytoskeleton organization; protein phosphorylation. The record is from RefSeq and is a predicted model, not a curated record. Gene Ontology annotation, molecular function: tau-protein kinase activity; ATP binding; protein serine/threonine kinase activity.
GGGACCUGCGUGACCCCGGCUGGCAGUGGGCAGUGGAGGGAACUGACAGUGAACGGCUGUGGCCCAGAGGAAGGAACCCUCCACCACCACCCACGCCACGACGCGCCCUAAAGAAAAACGCUCCUUUUGGAAGACUGUACAAUCGCCAAGGUCCUCUGUGCAGAUGCCUGUGCUCAGCAGUUCCUGGAGCAGCAAAGGCGCAGCCAGACAGAAGGGCCCUUCCUCUCCUUUUAGAGAGCAGUGCAUUUUGCUUUUCCAAGCCAGGAUGAAGUAGCACCCACCAAGUUUUUGAGACAGCUCACGGCUUAGAGGAAGGCUCAUCUAAAUAAAGGCCGGCUAAAGUGGCAUUGCGGGGAUUUAAUCCUCCUCUGGCUGCCCGUGUGACCAGAAGGCUGAUUUGCAAGUUUCUUCUUUCCUGGGGUCCAGAUUAUCAGGUCUCCGGGGCCCUGCAACUUGACAGCAAAAGUGCAAAAUGAAGAAGAUCGGAGAUACGCGCCAGCAGCGGGGACCUGAGGGCCUCUGCGGGGCGUUUACACACCAGAGCAAAAGGUUCCCUGGCCAUCAAAGGAAAUAGCAAACUGGAGCCUUUGUUUUGGGACACAGCCACCUACCACAGAGCACAGCACGGCCAGCCAGAAAGUUCUUGGAGCGGCUCUGGUACCUGGACGUGUGCCUGAUGGUCCACUUAGAGCUGGGAAGUUCAGCGUGAAGGAAGGUCUCGAGUGAGGGCGGCUUCGGGCUUGGCUGGUAGGCGGUUCUGGCAUUGGCCUCUGCCCUCCCCCGGCCGAAGUGGGGGCUUGCCCAGCUCCCAAGGACACAGGGCUCUGGCAGUCAACUCCCAUCUCCCACCCGCCGGGCCCCUUCGGCCCCUCCCCAGCCUGCCCCCGCAUCGGUGCCUCUGCUGAGAUGGAAACGUGGGCCUGCGGAGGACGAUGACUGCCUUGUAUGUGAAUGGAGGCGGCCUGGAGAACACCCGCUAUGCCAGGUGGGACCGGCGAGAGAGCGUGGAGAGUGGCGGUCAGACGGAGUGCACCAAGGAGGACGGAGAGGGACAGCCUCGCCAGCUGACACCCUUCGAGAAGCUGACCCAGGACAUGUCCCAAGACCAGAAGGUGGUGAGGGAGAUCACGCUGGGGAAACGCAUCGGCUUCUACCGCAUCCGAGGGGAAAUCGGAAGUGGGAACUUCUCCCAGGUCAAGCUCGGGAUUCACUCCCUAACCAAAGAAAAGGUGGCCAUUAAGAUCCUGGACAAGACCAAGUUGGACCAGAAAACCCAAAGGCUCCUAUCCCGCGAGAUCUCCAGCAUGGAAAAACUGCACCAUCCCAACAUCAUCCGCCUUUAUGAAGUCGUGGAGACUCUAUCCAAGCUCCACUUGGUGAUGGAGUAUGCAGGGGGUGGGGAGCUCUUUGGGAAAAUCAGCACUGAAGGGAAGUUCUCAGAACCAGAGAGCAAGCUCAUCUUCUCCCAGAUUGUGUCUGCCGUGAAGCACAUGCAUGAAAACCAGAUUAUUCACAGAGAUCUGAAAGCAGAAAAUGUGUUCUAUACCAAUAAUACUUGUGUGAAGGUGGGGGACUUUGGGUUCAGCACAGUAAGUAAGAAAGGUGAAAUGCUGAACACUUUCUGUGGGUCUCCUCCCUACGCGGCGCCCGAACUUUUUCGAGACGAGCACUAUGUUGGCGUUUAUGUGGAUAUCUGGGCCUUGGGGGUGCUUCUGUACUUCAUGGUGACGGGCACCAUGCCGUUUCGGGCAGAGACCGUGGCCAAACUGAAGAAGAGCAUCCUGGAAGGAACGUACAGCGAGCCUCCGCACGUGUCAGAGCCCUGCCUCCGGCUCAUCAGGGGAGUCCUCCAGCAGGUGCCCGCCGAGAGGUACGGAAUCGACUCCAUCAUGAACAAUGAGUGGAUGCAAGGAGUGCCGUACCCCACCCCUCUGGAGCCUUUCCAACUGGAUCCGAAACAUUUGUCAGAAACCAGCACCCUCAAAGAAGAAGAAAAUGAGGUCAAAAGCACUUUAGAACACUUGGGCAUUACGGAAGAGCAUAUUCGAAAUAACCAAGGGAGAGACGCCCGAAGCUCCAUCACAGGCGUCUAUCGAAUCAUUUUGCAUAGAGUCCAAAAGAAAAAGGCUUUGGAAAGUGUCCCAAUAAUGAUACUACCAGACCCUAAAGAGAGGGACCUAAAGAAGGGGUCCCGUGUCUACAGAGGCAUAAGACACACAUCCAAAUUUUGUUCAAUUUUAUAAAUUGCAUUAGACUGCUGGUAAUUAAGCAAGAUCAUUGUUGCUGCUUUCAGAUUUUUUCACCAACUUGAGUGGAGACUUUUUUGUAAUUUUUAAAUAAAUUUAAAUUUAAGAUAUGCAUUUCCCCUCCGCCCCCCCCCCCAAAAAAGAAAGUCUAUUAGCUCAGAUUCUGGCUUGGUUUGCAACCUCAUCUUGUUUUCAAACUCUAGCAUUCACUCAGUUAAUCGAGAAAUACUUACGCAGUGCCUACCACGUGCCAGGCGCUGUUUAAGGUGCUGCAAAAUAAAAAAUAGGCCAGGUCCUUCCUCUCCUGUGCAGGAUAGUCUAGUCAUUACUGCAGUUUGUCCUGAGGCUGUAACGGGACUCAUACCUUCCUUCCUCCAUCAACCAUUGUAAAUUUCCCUCACCUUUGGCCAGCAUUCCGGCUGGUCUGGAUUGGGUGGUAUGACCCAGACCUUUAUCAUCAAAGGAUCUGAACCCUUAGAUGCCUUGCUCUUGUUGGCUCGUGGUUGCUGCAAUUGCCUCUUCACCAUUAUUAUGAGGCUCUAAAGUAACACUCUUGGGUUCAGACACACUCCUCUUUAGCUCCUUAUGAAAGUCAGGGUCAGUAAUUCCCACCACUAUAAUAGCUCCUUUCUUUGCCGGCUUGUCACCUGGCAUGGGGAUCCCAAAGUGACCAUGUGGUAGCCAUAGCUCUCAAUUCACUGGACCCCUACUGGGUCUCCCGGUAGAAGCAUCCCCCUGCCCCUAGGAUCGAAAACCUCUAAUCUAGCCAAGCCGAGACUGUAGGAAAAAGAAGUACAAAUUCUUCAAGUGGGUCCCUGAUUGUGAUGGUAAGAAAAGUCAAUCAUGCUUCUACCCAGUGGUUCCCAGACCUGUGUAUUUUAACAGCAGGGGACACAUAUCUAUGAGCCAUUGUUAAAUCAUGUAUACUGAAUCCUGGGGGAUAGCACCCCAGCCCUGCAGGGUGCUGCCCUAUAACCGGUGCCUUAGCUGAGCCACUCCAUCCAUCUAUGCUGGCUGCUUCUGGUGUUGAGGUAUAUGGUAAGAGGGGUACAUCCCAUGGUCAUGUGCCCAUUGCCCACACGGCUCUUACCAAAACUGUGGUCCUUGAGGCAAUGUUAUGUAAUAUAUAUGAUAAUGGACCAGCUAUUUUCUAGGACCUAGCAUGAUUGUAUUGGAGGAUUCACUGAAGGCAGGAAAGGUGAACCCAUAUCCUGAGUAGAUAUCAAGUCCAUAAGGAUGAAUCACUGCUGUGUUUGUCUGAAUUUAUGACUCUGUGGAUCUGAUAAUGCCCAGCUCAGGAGGAGACAGCUCCCUUUGCUUGGUCCCUCAGUGACCCAUAAUCAGGUGCUCCGUCUCUCCUAGAGCCUAGAAACACACCAAGAUCCUGAGUAUUUCUCUCUGCUGCAGAAAGCAUGGCCUCACUCCAGGACCCUGCAGGGCUGUGCUGUAACCUUCUACAGCGGUUGCCAAAAAGACUCCACACCAUAUUCUUAAGCACCACGUAGACAGAGAGUAGCAAUGCAGUUUGCACUGAAGCCUGAAACUGCUGUAGAUUUUUUUUCUGUGGCAUCCACUUGAAACCAGCAGUCCCGACAAAUGGGUUAGAGGAAUAUGCCAAGUAUAUAAUACAUGUGCUUCCAAAACCCAGAUAGGCCUACUAAACCCUGUGCCUCUAUCUCAGCGCUAAGGGGUACAAGGUGCAACAUAUGUGGGCAUGCCUCAGGUCUUUGGUCCUCUAAGCACUUCAUCAGUGUGACCAGACCCCUGAAUCUUCAUGGGUCUGCCCACCAGCUCGCCUCUUUUCUUUCUUUUGGCUAUACAAGUAACACUCUAGCAAACUGUCCCUCAGGACUCUGUGAUCUCUUAGCCACUGUCACAAAGCCCUGCAAAUCAAGGCACCCUGACUCCCGCUCCAGCCUUACCGUCCAUUAUAUUAUGUCCACCUCGCCUCUGACAAUUAAGUAAUGACACAUGGCCUCUGCCACUCUGGAACCCCAUUAUCCCUGCAUGCCCAGUUCCAUGACUGGCAUUUCCUACUGUCACCCCUUGCCUGCAGAGGGCAGGAGUCACUGAUCUUGUUGGAGAUGCUGGUGCCCCCUCCCCAGUGCAGUCUUUUUUUUUUUUUAGAUAUAAAUUUAUUUAUUUAUUUUUGGCUGCAUUGGGUCUUCAUUGCUGCACGCGGGCUUCAUCUAGUUGUGGCGAGCGGGGUCUACUCUUUGUUGUGGUGCACAGCCUUCUCAUUGCGGUGGCUUCUCUUGUUGCGGAGCAUGGGCUCUAGACGCACGGGCUUCAGUAGUUGUGGCACGUGGGUUCAGUAGUUGUGGCUCACGGGCUCUAGAGCACAGGCUCAGUAGCUGUGGUGCACGGGCUUUGUUGCUCCGCGGCAUGUGGGAUCUUCCGAGACCAGGGCUCGAACCCGUGUCCCAUGCAUUGGCAGGCGGAUUCUUAACCACUGCGCCACCAGGGAAGCCCCACCAGUGCAGUCUUUAUUACCUGUGUGAAGGCAGUGUCCUCCUGGGAUUUUAGGUGGUUCUUCAGACUCACAUAAUGAAUCCAUUCUAACAUUCACACCUCCUGGAAUUUUCUGACCCUUUCCUUAAUCCUGGCACAGCAGUUCCCCCAUCUCCACCUCAUUUGUAUGUCAGACUCAUGUCCAAACCUCAGUAGCUAUCUCAGCAGUAAUAUUAGGACCAGCUUCAGGCGUCCUUCACUCCAAGUCACGGGUAAAUGCUCCCAUGAUGAUAAACUCCGUUAUCCUGCCUUAUAGCCGUUCCUCAACCUCCAUCCCUGGCUCACUACCCUCAAGAGCCACUCACACACAUUUCCCCCGGUUCCUGGCGGUAGCAUAUUAGGUUCUGCAAUUACUUCAGUGUCUGAGUAUUUCCUCCCUGACAGCAGUUGUAGUUCUCUGCUCAGGCUGUGCUGAGGCGUGACUGGUUCCUGGCUUGGAGAAUAAGGGUGUUGGAAGCGCAUCUUGAGGAGCUCAAGCAUCCUCCUCCUCGGGCAUCUGCCUCACCAGAGGCCUUGGCAGGCUCUUCAGGACAGGAAGUACGAGCUGCCCCUGCCAGCCCCACACUCGCGGAAUCCUGGUGUUCAGCAUUUGCAGGCUCCUCCACCCUGUUUAUGCUGCCGUGUCCCACUCUCUUGCUGUUGAGGCCCUGACUUUAAUAAAGG